This is a messenger RNA of Trichoderma reesei QM6a, 300 nucleotides long. RefSeq lists its product as uncharacterized. Lineage: Eukaryota; Fungi; Ascomycota; Sordariomycetes; Hypocreales; Hypocreaceae. Gene Ontology annotation, molecular function: RNA polymerase II cis-regulatory region sequence-specific DNA binding; DNA-binding transcription factor activity, RNA polymerase II-specific. The annotation marks the transcript as partial. Gene Ontology annotation, cellular component: nucleus. Gene Ontology annotation, biological process: mitotic cell cycle; positive regulation of transcription by RNA polymerase II. The record is from RefSeq and is a predicted model, not a curated record. The transcript has a single exon.
AAGGGUCCCUGGACUCCCGAAGAGAGCCAGAGGCUGGUAACGUUGGUGCGGCUCAUGGGCCCCCAGGACUGGGUCAGCAUCGCCUCCUUCAUGAGCUCGCGCAACGCAAAGCAGUGCCGCGAGAGAUACCACCAGAACCUCGACCCGUCGCUGCGGCACGACCCCAUUAGCGAGGACGAAGCCCGGGCCAUCAUGGACCUGUACGGCAGAUAUGGCACGGCCUGGGCGCGCAUCGCCGAGCAUCUGCCCGGACGUAGCGACAAUGCCAUCAAGAACUACGUCAACGGGCUCGUCAACAAG